Messenger RNA from Paramecium pentaurelia, 1832 nucleotides. NCBI's taxonomy places the organism in Eukaryota, Ciliophora, Oligohymenophorea, Peniculida, Parameciidae. The record is from the annotation of a GenBank genome assembly.
AUGAAAUAUGAUUAUAAAUUUUUAAAGAAUGAAACCUAAGAAUAAUUACUUCCCUAUAUUUAAUCUAAUCCAAAAACAACACAACUUGAUCACAAAGAAGUUAAAAAGAAAAUAAAAAUGUAAGUAAAUUUGAAGAAAGUAAAGAUUAGAUUAGAAAUUAUUAGCCAGAUAAUAUCCAACUCCAAGAUCUCUGUCUCAAAGGGUAUACUAUUGGACAAAGGAUGAAAGUACAAUACCAGUGAUUCAAAAAAAUCAUGAUUCAAACUCGAUUAUUGAACAUUCUUCAGAAUAUUUCAUGAAGCAAGGAGAUUGGAAAGAAGAUAUCCACAGUCCUAUUAAAACAACAGUAGAUUUAAGUUCCAGUAAAUAAACUCCACCUAAAUUCACAAACAUUAAAAUACCUAAAUUAUAAAUUACAAAAAAAAAGAAAGAAAAAAUAGAAUAUUUAGGCGAAUUGUUUACUAAUAGAUCUAAUUCAUCUAGCCAAAAAUUAGACUUAAAAUCUGAUUAUUUUUAUAAUGUUAUUAAUCCUUUGAAAAAAGAAAUUAAACCAGAUCGAAAAGUUAAAUAAGACUGUUUUAAUCAAGCUUUUCAUAUAUUAGAAGAAAUUAUUCCUGCAUCUAUUGUAGUUAAAUAAAAUCAUGGUUUAAUAUAAUAGUCUUUAUCAGAAAGUGAAAUUAAAGUAGAGAAGAAAAAAAAUCAAACAUCUUUUGCAAAAAGACAAAAAGCAAAAGCCUGUAUUUCAGAUCAACCUCAGCCUAAAAGUUUACCGGAACCAUUAGCUCAGAUACCAACUUAAACUUUAACUCAGUCUAAAACCUAAACAUAACCUCAACCUUAACCCCGUACAUAACCCUAAACUCAACCACAACCCUUGUCAGAUCAACCACAACCUCAAUCCUUACCUCAACCAAGACUUCAACCAUUAACUCAACCCCAACCACAACCAUAGCCACAGCCUUAAACUUAAGCUUAACCUCAAAAUCAACCGCAAAAUUAUAAAAAAGGAUAAAGACUAAAAUCUUGCAUAAUGUCUUAUGUUAGAAGAUUAAAGAGAUGCAAGUUAACUCAUGCUUAAGUUAUAAGAGAUCACGUAUUUAGCCCACAUCCCUACUCAAAGGAUCAUUCUAUAGAAUUUUUCUAAGCUAUCAAAGAUAACCAAGAGCUUAUUGUCAUUAGGUUAUUACAAAAAGUUCCAUAUUUGGUUUAUGAUUUUGAUAAUGCCCAUAUGACUGGUUUACAUUGGGCUGCCAAAAGAGGAUUUCCAAACUUAGUAAAAAUAUUGAUUCAGAAUAAUGCUGAUGUUGAUGCUAAGGAUAUUGUAUACAGAACUCCUUUAUAUAUAGCAACAGAUUAUGCUCAUGGGAAGGCAUCUGCAAAGUAUAUAGAAAUUAUUUAAAUAUUGUUAUAUAAUUAAGCCUAUCCAUGGUCUUAUGAUCAUAUACAAUAUUCAUAGGUUAUAAGAGAUGAUAAGAAAGUAAAAGAAUUAUUUGCUGUAAGCAGAAAAAUACAUCUCAUAAUUUUGAUAACAUCCCCUCAAUUAAAAGAUUAAAUUUGGAAUAAAGAAGUACCUGCAAUGAAUGCAAUAAAAAAUGUGGUAAAUUAUCCUAUUUAUCCAGAGCACAUAAGAGGAAAAAUAAAGUUCAAACCCUAGUGAAAUCCUCAAAGGUAAUCCUCACAUGGAUCCUAGAUUAAGAUAAUUUUACACAUAAAAAUUAGUUCACCUAAAACGUAAGAUUGGAAAUUAAGCUUACUAAGAAAUAGAGAAAUAAAUUUAAAAUGAGCAAGGAAUUUUCGAAUAUGUUAGAAAGUAACCUUUUCAAGCAAGCUGA